Messenger RNA from Syngnathus typhle (broad-nosed pipefish), 1308 nucleotides. RefSeq names its product nudix (nucleoside diphosphate linked moiety X)-type motif 18 (gene nudt18). The transcript has 6 exons. The record is from RefSeq and is a predicted model, not a curated record. NCBI's taxonomy places the organism in Eukaryota, Metazoa, Chordata, Actinopteri, Syngnathiformes, Syngnathidae. Bases 1 to 1011 code for a protein of 336 amino acids. Gene Ontology annotation, molecular function: 8-oxo-GDP phosphatase activity; magnesium ion binding; 8-oxo-dGDP phosphatase activity.
AUGGAGACGAUGGCGGCGGAGCAGGUGGAGGCGCAGGUGGAGCGUCUGCUGGGCGGCCUCGGCUGCGAGGUGGCGCCGUGCGACGUCGGCCUGGAGCAGAGCAAGCCGGCGUCGCUCGGGAACAACGUCACCUACAUCGUGUGCGCCGUCAUCUUCAACGACACGGAGGAGAUUCUGAUGGUCCAGGAGGCCAAGCAGGACUGCUACAAGAAGUGGUACCUGCCGGCGGGGAGGGUGGAGGUCGGCGAGAGUCUUCAAGAGGCGCUGCGGAGAGAGGUGAAGGAGGAAGCGGGCUUUGAGUGCCGGCCAAUCACCUUGCUGCUGAUCCAGGAGCAGGGACCUCAGUGGAUCCGCUUUAUCUUCCUGGCCGAGAUCACGGGUGGGAGCAUCAAGACUUUGCUGUCGGCGGAUCGGGACUCUCUCCAGGCCACCUGGUGGGACCGACGUGCCCCUCUCCCGCUGAGGGGCCGGGACAUCCUGCGACUCAUCGACUUGGGGCUCAAGUACCGCCGCGACGCCUGGCAUCCCGUCACUCUGCCUCUGGACACCGGCUGCCGCCACGUGGUCCAGAGGCUGGUGCUGAUCUUCAGCGCUGACUCCAACGUCUGGCUCCUGCUGGUCAAAGGCCCCCGGCCCCACCUCCCCACGGCGGCGGCCUUGAAGACUCACGCCGUCACGUGGGCGGCCGACACGGUGGCGCGGGACGCCGUGCCGUCGGCGUACUACGAGCACAACGUCAACACGCUAGGCGUGUUGAGCCUGCAGCAUGACGGACGGCAACACGGAAAGACGGACGGCGUGUGCUUCGACACGCUGGUGGCCCUGCAGCCCGACGGCGUGGCGCGCCGGGAGGACGGCACCGGGAUCCCGCCGGCGCCGCCUGUUCGGGGGCCGCCGCCCGUGGAGAACCCGCGCUACGUCUGGCACCGGGUCCUGUCGCCCGGGCUCAGGGACAAAUUGCUGGAGAAGAGCGCCACGGCCGCCAUUCUGCCCAUGCACAGCCUUUACUGAUGACCGCCAGUCGCCACGUGAAGGCCGCCGUCCGGCGCCAAAGCUGAUGUCCCUGAUAAAUGUCCACUUGACGUCUCUGCAUGUUUCAAGCACAAUUCAUUCCAAUCAAUACAGCAAGUCAAUACAGCAACUUUGCAUGUUCACAGACAAAAAUGUGAAGACAGUCUUGGGAAAUUGUGUGUGUGCGUGCGUGCAAGCUUUGUGAUCACGUUUCCUCGCUUGUCUUCUUGCUCACGUUGAGGGGAAAAGUGUGUUGUUCAACUUUUACAAUGACUAAACUUUGUCUCGAACAACGAA